AUGCGCUACGUCACCCCUUUGGACGCUUCCUCGCUCGCCUCGUCGUUUCUGCCCGAGCUGCUCACCCAAGCUCGCCGGCGGAUCCCGACCUUGCAACGUUCCUCACCGGCCUUCUUCCUCGUCCCUCUCCUCGUAUCGAGGAGCCUAGGACAUGCCCACCAAUGGGUCGCACACAUCUACGCCUUCGCGACCUCUGAACUGCCCUCCCCACCUUCCGCCGUCGCAGCUUGCUCUCCUCUGCCCAAGGACGAAACGAACCCUCAUCGUCUCGUCGUCCGCUACAUGAAAGAAGCGCUGACCAAAUCGUCCUGCAUUAUCGGUGCACCAAGAGCGAUCGAGGCCUUGCUCGAAUUGGACAAGGUCGUCCCCGUCGAAGCCAAGGAUGAUUCGUUCGUCAGGGACGAGUUGGACCGCUCAAGGUCGAAUCAGGAGAGGGCCGAGAUUGGGAUGAAGGGGAUCAGCACCGUGUACCAAAAGGAUAUUGUUGGCAUCUUCAACAUGAUGGAUCCGUAUCUGAAAGACAUUCGUGAGUUGUUCCCCGCGCGAUUAAUUAAGAAGUCGUCCUUCUUUCGAAACUGAUCGAGCAUUCCGAGUUGCGCAGGUUGGUUCGCCCAGAACAUCACCUAUGGUACCUACCUGGUCCCUCACGCGGACAAGACACCGGAAACCUCGCCAGAUCCUUUCGAUCAGGACUCGACGUUGCUGAGCAUCUUGACCUUAUCGACGAUCGUACCGCAACGAACACCGAGGGAAAUCUUGUGGCAUCUCCGUGAGUCGGCUUUAGAUUCUGCUCGGUUGAAGGCGCUCGUUUACUGAGAAACCAAGGUUUUCGCAGGUGGCGCGAUCCGACGUGGGAUCCCUCGCGAGCAAGUGCGAUCAUUGCACGAAGAGAUCGAGGUCGUCUGUCACGCGUGUGGAGUGGACAAUGUCCGAGAAGGGAUCUCGACCGUCGAUGACGUGGACAAGCAGGCCGAGGAACCCUGA
This is a messenger RNA of Microbotryum saponariae, 984 nucleotides long. The record is from the annotation of a GenBank genome assembly. Lineage: Eukaryota; Fungi; Basidiomycota; Microbotryomycetes; Microbotryales; Microbotryaceae.